Caretta caretta (loggerhead turtle) is the source of this 3867-nucleotide messenger RNA. RefSeq names its product fyn related Src family tyrosine kinase (gene FRK). NCBI's taxonomy places the organism in Eukaryota, Metazoa, Chordata, Testudines, Cheloniidae. Gene Ontology annotation, biological process: protein phosphorylation. Gene Ontology annotation, molecular function: protein binding; protein tyrosine kinase activity; ATP binding. The record is from RefSeq and is a predicted model, not a curated record.
UGUGAAGAGAGGUUCACUGCUGAUCACAGAGCAGGCACUCAGAUGGGACAAGAAAAAGAAUGAUCAGAAGCAGUACAACUUGGGAAGAGUCAACACUAAGAUUUUCUAAUGAUUCCUAAUUAUUUUUACAUUUUUUUUUCUUCUGGCAGGACAAAAAGAUCAAUGAUUUUCUGUUGCACCCAGAUUUUGGCCCAAAGACUUUCUCUUUUUGUUUUCUUGAUCAGAUGAGGAAGCAAACAAUUCCUUCCCAUGCACUAUUGCACUUUAAUGCUCAGGUAUCACUCCUGAGUCUGAAGCUGCCUGCAAGGAGCUCUCGUUGGGGCUCUGGAGAGAAGAGUUUCCAGCUUCAGCAAAAUUUAUUUAAUCUUGUACCAAAGGAGGAAAAAUAUCUUGCAAAGAACUAAAAUGAUAAUGCAAAAGGAUGUAUAAAGGUAUUGCCACUGGGAAAACAAGAGAGAAAUAAGGAGGAGAGAAGAAACCACAAAGAAACAGAGGAGCAGCAUGGGGAACUUUUGCCGGAAAUACUGCCCUUGGAUGCAGCGGUGUGCCCCAUGGCUCUUCCAAGAGAGUGAUGGAGGACAGGGAGAGAGCUAUAAGACAGGGACGGGCCAAGAUAACCAGGGCUGGGAGGGAGAUGACUACCAGACAGACAAUACUUCUCAGAUAACAACAAAGAAAGUUGUGAGAGCUGGCACUGGAAGUCCUUUGCCUCCACCAUGUGAGCAGAAGCCCAAGAACCACUACAAGUUUGUGGCACUGUUUGAUUAUCAGGGCCGCACUAAGGAGGACCUGAGCUUCCGAGCCGGGGAUAAACUCGAGGUGCUAGAUGCAUCUCCUGAGGGUUGGUGGUAUGCUAGCCUCCUCCUGGACAGUGGAUCAACGUGGCCUGGACAGAAGCUCUGUGGCUACAUCCCUGCCAACUAUGUAGCUCCUGAUCAGAGCAUCGAGGCUGAACCAUGGUUUUUUGGACCAGUCACACGAGCAGAUGCAGAGAAACAACUGUUGUGCCCUGAAAAUCAGGCAGGAGCCUUCCUAAUCCGAGAAAGCGAAAGUCAAAAAGGCGAAUUCUCUCUUUCAGUCUUUGAUGGAGCAGUUGUGAAACACUACAGGAUCCGACAGGAGGCUGAAGAGGGCUUUUUUCUUAGCAAAAAGAAUAUUUUUAAAACACUGAUUGCUUUUGUUGACCACUACACCAAUAACAGCGAUGGCCUCUGUGUAAAGCUCGGGAAGCCCUGUAUAAAGAAAAAAGUUCCUGCUCCUUUCGAUUUGUCAUACAAAACUGCAGACCAGUGGGAGAUAGACCGAAAUUCUCUGAAACUGUUGAAAAAAUUAGGUUCUGGUCAAUUUGGUGAGGUGUGGGAAGGUCUCUGGAAUAAUACUACACCAGUGGCAAUCAAAACAUUAAAACCAGAUUCAAUGGAUCCAAAGGACUUCCUGAGGGAGGCACAAAUAAUGAAGCACCUUAGACACCCAAAGCUUAUACAGCUCUAUGCGGUUUGCACUUUAGAGGAUCCAGUUUAUAUUAUUACUGAGCUGAUGAGAUAUGGAAGUCUGCUAGAAUACCUCCAAAAUGAUGCAGGUUCACAGGUCCAUCUGCUUGAACAAAUAGACAUGGCAGCUCAGGUUGCCUCAGGAAUGGCUUACCUGGAAUCCCAGAACUAUAUCCACCGGGAUUUGGCGGCCAGGAAUGUCCUUGUGGGUGAACACAAUGUUUACAAAGUGGCAGAUUUUGGACUUGCAAGAGUUUUUAAGUUAGAAAAUGAAAAUGUAUAUGAAGCUAAACAUGAAACGAAACUCCCUGUGAAAUGGACAGCCCCUGAAGCAAUCCGCUCCAAUAAAUUCAGCAUUAAGUCUGAUGUGUGGUCAUUUGGAAUACUUCUCUUUGAAAUAAUCACCUAUGGGAAGAUGCCUUAUUCUGGUCUGAUGGGCUACCAAGUAAUCCAGAAGCUGGAUAAAGGAUACCGAAUCCCUCAACCAGAUAACUGCCCAAAUAAACUCUAUAACAUUAUGCUGGAGUGCUGGAGUGCAGAGCCCAAAGUACGGCCCACUUUUGAAACAUUGCACUGGAAACUGGAAGAUUAUGAUAUGGACUCUACAUGCUAUACUGAUGCAAAUGCUUUUGUAAAAUGAACAUUGAGGCAGAGACUGAAGAAAAUCAAACAAUCAGUUAAAUGAGUAUGGUAUAAAGGGUAAAUUUAACCUCAAAAUAUGAGGGAGAGAGGUUUAAAUUAUUAGAUGAAACUAAGGAAUUUUAUAAAUUGCCAAGGCUAUGGUGGUGCUCCAGGACACUAGAGAUUUUAAUGUCAGCCAUUGUCUUGCAAAAUUAGGAAAACUGAAAUGAGGGGGCUUUUUUGUUUGUUUGAUUUUUUUGUAAAAUAAGCUCUCUUCUAUUUAUUAUUUAAAUAAUAGACCAAAAGAAUGACCAGAUGAGAUUGUUGCUCAAUAAGCACUGUUGCAUUGCACUGUUUAUCUUCUAGAAUGGUUAUUUGUUAUUCCUUAGAUUGCUGAAGCCAAUCAGCUGGUUGCUAUGAAGGAAUCUGAUUACUUUGUUGCACAGCAGGACCUGUGCUUUGAGAUUUUUCUCUUCUUUUUAAAAAUAUCCUGUGACUAUAAUGCUGGCAAAGCCAUAUUAGGUGUCUUGAUUGUACAUGAAGUGCACAUGCCUUUGCUAAAGAGGAAAAUGAAACAGAUAUUGGGAAAAUAAUUAAAAUAGCAGCAAAACAUGAAGCUUUUUGCUUUGUAUACAUGUAGUGUCUCUCUUAUAAAAUAAUCACAAUCAGCAUUAGUUGACUAAGGCUAAGACUCAGAUAGCGUUACGAUGUUGAUGAUUUUUUAAAUUAUCCACUGAGGUGCAUAGGAACAUUUUAUAAUUCAUGAAUUUUAAGAAUCAUGAAGCUAGGGUGACCAGACAGAAAAUGUGAAAAAUCGGGACAGCGGGUGGGGGGUAAAGGAGCCUAUACAAGAAAAAGACCCCAAAAUUGGGACUGUCCCUAUAAAAUUGGAACAUCUGGUCACCCUACAUGAAGUUGAAAAGAUCUUUUAUAAUGAAAUAGACAUGGCCUUAAUAUUUUGGAGUGAUUCUGCAAAAUUCCCAACCUCAGCUGACGCAUUUGACAGCACUGUGCUUAGGACCAUACAUAGACUUUUGAGAAGGGUCAGCAAAAUGCUUCUUUCCCCCCUUCUCUCUGUUCCAAAUGUAUCUGAUUUAUUUUAUAUAGCAUAGGAUGACAUUAGGGCCAGCUUCCUCUGCUGCAGGAGAAGUAGAGCGUGGCUGAUUAUAUGCGGGUCUGAGCAUUGUUAGCAACAUUUAAAACAAUUUUUCCAAUUCUAAGUAAAUUAGCCAGGUGUAUGGCUUCUGCUAAAUCCCGAGACCUUGAAGGCUUUUGUGUGCAGCAUAAUUGUGAACUAUAUUUUCCCUUUCAUUUUCAAUUAUUGAAUUACAGAAUCCAUUGUAGUCUGUAAUGUUAAUACAACACAUACUAUGGGCUCAAAAUAGGUGUCUAACUACUUUCUCCCAAUAUCAGAUAUCAGGUGUCUCCAGGAAAAUCCUAAAAUAGAUAUAAAUAAAUGAAAAGAUUCACUAAGCUAAAGUUUGUAUGUUUCAUUGCUUAUUCUCUCUGCCAUUUCCUUGUUAUUUCCUUCUCCUUACACGUCAAGUCUAUUUACUCCAUUUCAGUACCCCACACUUUCCCCCCUCAUUUGUAAUCUAUUUUUAAUCUCCUCUUUGUCUCAUCUCUUCUUUUCUUGGAAAGCAGCAUCUUCUUCUUUUCCACAUACACCCCAUUCUCUGUUGUCCACCUAAAACUCCCUCCUUUAUUAUACAGUUUCUUCCCCACUUCCUCUUUUCUUUGUCCCUCUGUAGUCUUA